UUUAUUUUAGCUAAUGAACCCAUGUCUGUUUGGUGAAUCAGCUAACGAUUAUGAACUUUGCUCUGUCAAACCUUAGAGUGAUAUUGUUGUAUUCUCUGCUGGUACAUUUUGUGGAUUGUGUAGACGAAGCAGCUAAAGAGGGAAUUCUUCAUGCAUCCAGUUAUGCAGACGCUUAUGAAAAGUAUUUGGCUGCAUUUCAACAAGAAGAUAAAACCGUCUAUUUGGGAUCACUGCACAUAAGUCCUGAACAAAGAAAAGAAGUAGAAGAAAAAGAGAAACGAAAACAGAACAAAUUUAUAAAAAGUCUUAAGCAAUGUAACAAGCACAACAAGAACUUCAAUGAGGGUUUAUCAGGAUACCUUCAAACUGUUAAUCAGUUCACCGUCAUGGAGGACGACGAGAGAAAGAUGUAUACAGGAUUAGUUAUAAAUUCAACUGAAAUCAAAGAAGGACUAGGAGGUGAAUCUAAAAGAGUGAGAAGACAAUCUUCGAAGCUGUUACGGAGCAGUCUUCCUCAAUCUGUUGACUGGGUGGAAAAGGGGUAUGUGACAAAAGUGAAGAACCAAGAAGUAUGUGGCUCCUGUUGGGCAUUUGGUGCGAUGGUGCCGCUGGAAUAUGCAUACAAGAAAAUCACAAACAACCUUAUAUCACUCUCAGAACAGGAGUUGUUAGACUGUACUCCAGAGGGUUAUGGUGGUAACCCUGACGGAUGUGCAGGGAAUUUCCCCGUCAAUGCGUGGACUUUUGUAUAUGAGACUGGGAGUGUUCCCACAAUGCGAGCAUACCCCUACAAAAACAAGGAUUUACCCUGCCGUAGUAGUCAACAUACGAGUGUCAUAGCGGAUAAAUUCAAACUUACCACUUACAAGCAAGUAAAGACUGUUGAAGAAACUAUGGCUGGAAUAGCACAGCACGGGCCGCUGGCGGUAGCUUUGUUUACUGGAAACGAUUUCUUUACCUACGACAAGGGGAUUUAUGACGGUUGCCCACAGUAUAAAUUCCCGAACCACGCUGUCGGAAUAGUGGGUUACGAUGCAGCCUCAUGGCUUGUCAAAAACAGUUGGGGCGAGCAGUGGGGAGAUAAGGGUUACAUAAGAUUAAAGCGCCGAAAUGUCUGUGCGGUCUUGGACUUUGCUUAUUAUAUAGUUGUUGAGAAAGUCGCUGGUUAUGUUUCGAAGAAAGAUGGCAAUGACGAAUCACCGCAAAUAAGAUGUAAGGAUAAAGGGAAGGAGAGUGAAAAUAUGCACUGUGCUUAUCUGAAAACCUUGGGAGAUUGUGAAUCAAAAAAACUGAUUAUGGCAAAAUAUUGUGCAGAUACUUGCAAUCUGUGUGACUAUAAGCCUGGUGGUGGUGGUGGUGGUGGUGGUGGUGGUGGUGGUGGUGGUGGUGGUGGUGGUGGUGGUGGUGGUGGUGAUGGUGGUGGUGGUGGUGGUGGUGGUGGUGGUGGUGGUGGUGGUGGUGGUGGUGGUGGUGGUGGACGGAGACGUGGACGUGGACGUGGACGUGGACGUGGACGUGGUGGACGUCGACGUGGUCGAGGUGGUAGUGGGGGUGGAAGUGGUGGUCGAGGUCGCAGACGAGGUGGUAACAAAUAA
Molecule: messenger RNA, 1595 nt
Organism: Bolinopsis microptera
Lineage: Eukaryota; Metazoa; Ctenophora; Tentaculata; Lobata; Bolinopsidae
Product: procathepsin L-like
Exons: 12
Coding region: 51-1595 (514 amino acids)
Biological process (GO): positive regulation of peptidase activity; immune response; positive regulation of apoptotic signaling pathway
Cellular component (GO): lysosome
Molecular function (GO): cysteine-type endopeptidase activator activity involved in apoptotic process; cysteine-type endopeptidase activity
Source: RefSeq, a predicted model, not a curated record